Glycine soja is the source of this 2080-nucleotide messenger RNA. RefSeq names its product transcription initiation factor TFIID subunit 12-like. Gene Ontology annotation, molecular function: DNA binding; TBP-class protein binding; protein heterodimerization activity. The record is from RefSeq and is a predicted model, not a curated record. NCBI's taxonomy places the organism in Eukaryota, Viridiplantae, Streptophyta, Magnoliopsida, Fabales, Fabaceae. Gene Ontology annotation, cellular component: SAGA complex; SLIK (SAGA-like) complex; transcription factor TFIID complex. The transcript is spliced from 9 exons. The coding region runs from base 164 to 1687 and encodes 507 amino acids. Gene Ontology annotation, biological process: RNA polymerase II preinitiation complex assembly; DNA-templated transcription initiation.
CCCUCUACGACCAUUUUCUUAUUUUACAUGAAUCCGAAUUACCGAAUUCCCUGUAAAUUUCAAGCCAUAUUUGUUCCAUAUCACAGCUUAAGCAGAGCCCCAGAUUACACCAACGUUCACUGAGUGACAUUCCUCCGUUUUAAACUUUCCAACCGCAUUCCCAAUGGAUCCUCAAGCUCCGGCGACGGCCACCACCGCUCGAAGCGCCGCCGCGGAACCCUCGCAAUCUCAACCCCCAAAACCAUCCCCUCCUCUCCCUCUCCCUCCACCUUCCACAUCAUCAACCCCUCCCAUCUCAGCUCCUCCACAGCCUCCCCCAAACACUAACCCUAGCCCUAACCCUAACCCCAGCCCUGCCCCUGGCCCGGGCCCAAUUCAAGCCCCGAGCCCCAAACCCCCCACUCCCACUCCCACUACCACUCCCACGCCUCCCCAGCCCUUCAACCGCGCUUUGUCGCCGCCAUCGCAACCGCAGUUCCCGCACUACUCCUCCCCUUCUCCGCCUUCCUCCGCUCCCGGCGCCGCCCCGCCGCCGCGGGGCGGCAUGGCGAUCGGUGUGCCCGCGCACCACCAGAGCCCCUCCCCUCCGUUUUCGUCCUCCUUCGGUCAACAUUUUGGGGGGUUGGGUCGAACCGGAGUCAACGUCGCUGAAUCUACCUCCAAUUCAAGCACCUCUCAAGUGAGGACGCCGGUGCAAGGAACGGGGAUGUUAGGGUCUCAAAUGCGGCCAAGUGGAAUCGGUGCACAUCAACAGAGACCCGUGCAAUCGUCGCUUAGACCUCCACCACCCUCUGCACCGAAUAAUCAACCGGCUGGUUCACAAAGUUUUCAAGGGCAUGGACUUAUGAGAUCCUCAUCAGUGGGAUCACCUGCUACUCCGUCUCCGAGUUCAUCACUAAGCAUGCAGUCACUUAAUCAGCCAUGGUUGUCAUCUGGGCCACAAGGGAAGCCUCCUUUGCCAUCCGCAGCUUAUAGGCAGCAAUUGAACCCACAAUCCAUGCAGCAAAGGCCACAUAUUCCUCUGCAGCAGCAAUCCACACCAACACCUUUGCUGGCUAAUCAAUCGCAGGAGCAUUUUGGGCAACAAGUUCUGCCACCCAGGGCUCCUCUACAUGUACCUCAUCAGCCACAGAUUAUGAGGGUACACGGGCCAGGAAAUCAGAAACCUUCAUCUCUUGUGGCAGCACAAUCUAGUGCAGCUCAACCAGGGACUCGAAGUAGAUUAACAAACACAGAUACUGAUGAAUCUUCUAAUAGUAUUCUCAGCAAAAGAAGUAUCCAUGAGCUAGUCAAUCAGGUAGAUCCAUUGGAGAAGUUGGAGCCUGAAGUUGCAGACAUUCUUGUAGAUAUUGCAGAAAAUUUUCUAGAGUCUAUAACUAGGUCUGGCUGUUCAUUAGCCAAGCAUCGGAAAUCAACAACUUUAGAAGCAAAGGACAUACUGCUCCAUCUUGAGAAAAAUUGGAAUAUGACACUUCUUGGGUUUGGCGGUGAUGAUAUUAAAAGCUACAGAAGACCGACUACAAGUGAUAUUCACAAAGAGCGUCUAACAGUUAUAAAAAAAUCAAUGGCUGCAACUGAGGCAGCACAUGGGAAGGGCUCUGCUGGCCAGGCAUCUGGUAGUGCAAAGGGUAAUCAAGGGAAGACACCUUUGAAUAUCAUUGGCUUGCCAAACCUAAAAAAUUUAUAGGAUGCAUGCCGUGUUUAUGCUUUACACAACAAUGGAGGAACCACUUUGGUGGAGGGUGAUCAUCGGUCUUUUCAGGCUGUUUUCUGAGCAUUCCAUGUACCAGAACCUGAGCAGGAGUCUGAAUUUAGAAGCGUUACCGAAAACAAGAUGAGGGGAAUCAAGAUUGAUAUGGAAUCGUCUUGCAACUGAAAACCGUAAAGAAAGGAAGAAAAAUGAUUUGGCUUCAGCUACAUCAAAUGUUUUUGUGUUGAUAAUAGUAAGAAAGUCAUUGGUUGGGUAGGCUGGGCCAUUUAUUGUUAUAAUCGACUUUCUAAUUUAGAUGCAAAUAGUAUCCUGAAAUAUAUAUGCAAUUAUUUUUCCCGAAAUACUAUACAAUUUUUUUUGUGCCCCUUA